UCUUCCACAUGACGGGACGAGAAGCAAAGAGACACUGCUACUUACACUCAGCUUCUUUUUUCCUCAGAUCACUCAGGCUGCAGUAAACAGGAACAUGACACACACACGGUGGACUGUGUGUCUGCUCUUCCUGAUCGUCUUCCUCACAGGGUGUGUGUGUGGAUUAAAUGUGAGUGUGUGGCAAACACCACGACUCAUAGUGGCAGCGGCAGGAGAGCGAGUGGACAUCACCUGUCACUUCACAGUGAGGACAUCACAGGGAGGACGAUGGAGAGUCGAAUGGAGGAAAAAUAAUGCCACAGAAUUUCCAAAUGAAGUUUAUCAUAUAUCUGAUAUAAAACCUAACGUUUUAACUGAAGUGAAUAAAUCUUCCACACUGAGUCUUCACUCACUGAAUGUGAGUCACAGUGGGAUUUAUUACUGUAGGGUGUGGCAGGAACUUCCCGGACUCGGACCAAAAACUGACGGUAACGGAACAGAGCUAACUGUGGUGAAUACUCGAGGUGACCCAUCCAUCAUCACCCCUAACAUCACCCCUCCUGCUGAGGUUGUAGAGUCAGUCACAUGGAUGCUACUGUUAGUUUUAGCACUGAUUAUUAUCUGCGUUACGUCUGUCAUAUGCUUGAGACACAGAGGUCACUCCACGAGACAAAAACAAAAGAAGGAAAGCCAGUCAGUGCAGACGGAUGAUAAUGGCGUGGUGUACGCUGCCGUGAAGAUUCACAAACGCCACGAGAACAAAAACACACAGGAGGUCAGUGAAGAGCUGGAUGAUAAUGGCGUGGUGUACGCUGGCUUGAAGAUUCACAAACGCCACGAGAACAAAAACACACAGGAGGUCAGUGAAGAGCUGGAUGCAGGAUGUUCAGUAACCCAUGAGGUUUUAUACUCCAAGAUUCACAGAAAACCCUAAAAACAUUAUGUGACUAUUGAAACGAUAUGAUGUUUAUGGAGUGUACAUUUAUAUAAAGUUUUAUCAAGUUUUAAAGUGUAAUAAAAUAAAAGCUUUAUAUAAAACAAUAAACAAUGAAUCAAGCUUUGACCUAAAUCAUUAUAAACUCUGAAUUAUUGAUUAAUUGCAAAUAAAAAUAUAUUUUUACUCAAAAA
Messenger RNA from Neoarius graeffei (lesser salmon catfish), 1107 nucleotides. RefSeq lists its product as uncharacterized. The transcript has 8 exons. Gene Ontology annotation, cellular component: B cell receptor complex; external side of plasma membrane. Gene Ontology annotation, biological process: B cell receptor signaling pathway; B cell differentiation. NCBI's taxonomy places the organism in Eukaryota, Metazoa, Chordata, Actinopteri, Siluriformes, Ariidae. The coding region runs from base 95 to 913 and encodes 272 amino acids. The record is from RefSeq and is a predicted model, not a curated record.